GUGCAUCGGCCUAUCGCGAUAGCUGGGUGCAGAGGCACAGGGGGAUCCCACUCCGAGCAUGGCGAAAAUGUCCUUUCUGUGCGGGGCGGCUGCGUUAUCUCUCCGUGCCUCCAGGUGUAUUGCAGUCAGAGCGUACAGCGCAGGUGGCCAGUACCAACAUCUACUUGUGGAGAAAAAGGGUGAGCAGCAGAACGUGGGCUUUAUCCAGCUGAACCGGCCAAAGGCCUUGAAUGCGUUGUGUGACGUACUGAUGAAGGAACUCAAUCAGGCACUGGACUUGUUUGAAGAUGACCCUACAGUUGGAGCCAUUGUCCUGACAGGAAGUGAAAAGGCAUUUGCAGCUGGUGCUGAUAUCAAGGAAAUGGAGAAGAAAACUUUCCAGGAGUGUUACGCUGGGAAUUUCCUUUCCCAUUGGAACCACGUGGCGAGUGUAAAAAAGCCGGUGAUUGCUGCAGUGAACGGCUACGCUCUCGGAGGAGGCUGUGAGUUGGCCAUGAUGUGCGACAUCAUUUACGCUGGAGAAAAGGCACAGUUUGGGCAACCAGAGAUACUGUUGGGAACCAUUCCUGGUUCUGGUGGUACACAGCGGUUAACUAAAGCAGUUGGGAAGUCACUCGCGAUGGAAAUGGUCCUCACUGGAGACAGGAUUUCUGCACAGGAAGCAAAAGCAGCAGGGCUCGUUAGUAAAGUAUAUCCAGUCGCUGAAGUGGUGGAAGAAGCUAUUAAAUGUGGAGAGAAAAUAGCGAGGAACUCAAAGCUUAUUACAGCAAUGGCGAAGGAAGCAGUCAAUGGUGCUUUUGAAUUGACAUUGGCAGAAGGAAACCGAUUGGAGAAGCGCUUGUUCCACUCGACAUUUUGCACAAUUGAUCGGAAAGAAGGCAUGAGUGCGUUUGUUGAAAAGCGGAAGGCUAAUUUCACUGACCAGUGAUUGUGUUCAGUUCUGAAUUGUAAUGUGAACCGAAUUAUCUCUCAGAAAGCUGGAAGUUGAUAGAGCAAGAUUUGAAGUUUUCAAAAUGACGCACAAUAUUACAAUAACAGGUUCUGAUUCCAAAUAGAUACUUUAUUUUAAUGCCUCAGUAUUUUCCUUUAGUUUUGUCAGGGUAACUGAGGGAGAAAUGUUUUUAAUCAUUAGUGAUAUCUUUAAAUCAACAGCCAUUCUGUUACAGCUUCCACCUUCCACAAAUCAUUUCAGCUGUUUUUUUUCUUUUGUCAAGUAAUUUUACUUCAGCUCAUUUUUAAAUGUUUUGUCACUGAGAAAGUAGAUGUAUCAAUGUGUAGGGUUUGUGGACUGACAUUUGCUACUGCAGCUAACAGCCUCAGGUCAACUCUGGAUCAACUUGCAUUGCAUUGAAGUGCACCUACGAGAUUAUACAAAGGGUGAGCAGUUACUUCAUGAGUGGGUUCUUUGUAAAGGGAUGCGUUUUUAAGUCCUUGAGGAACAAGUAAUAAAAUAUUAAAAUAAAGGCAGUUUGCCCUUUGAGACUCUCCAGAA
Molecule: messenger RNA, 1492 nt
Organism: Hemiscyllium ocellatum (epaulette shark)
Lineage: Eukaryota; Metazoa; Chordata; Chondrichthyes; Orectolobiformes; Hemiscylliidae
Gene: echs1
Product: enoyl CoA hydratase, short chain, 1, mitochondrial
Exons: 8
Coding region: 59-928 (289 amino acids)
Biological process (GO): fatty acid beta-oxidation
Cellular component (GO): mitochondrion
Molecular function (GO): enoyl-CoA hydratase activity
Source: RefSeq, a predicted model, not a curated record